AUGCCGAACUCCACCCGAACCUCUUCCCCAGACCCCGCAACCGAGAAAAACGCCCCGCCAGACGUCGACAUCGACCUGGAGAAAGUCCCCACGACAGGCGAACCCGUCGUCCCCCAGCCCUCAACGAAACCUACCUUCCCAGAGACCGACCUCGAUCGAGGGAUCAUCGGAUGGGACGGCCAGGAUGACCCGGCACACCCGCAGAACUUCGCCAGCGGUCGGAAAUGGGCGCUGCUGGCCGUCGUGAGCACCAUUUCGUUUAUCUCGCCACUGGCGUCGAGUAUGUUUUCGCCGGCGCUGAGAUCGCUGUCAGAAGAUUUUGACGAACAUGAUCAGACGAUACUCUCGUUUACUGUCAGCAUCUUCCUCUUGGGAUAUACGUUCGGUCCGUUACUCCUUGCGCCCCUUAGCGAGAUUUAUGGCCGCAGGCCCGUUCUAAGUGGUGCCAACUGGUUCUUCGUCGCCUGGCAGAUUGGGUGCGCGCUCGCUCCCGAUAUCGCUUCGUUGAUCGUGUUUCGAUUCUUGGCGGGAAUAGGAGGCUGUGGAUGCUUGACACUAGGAGCUGGAGUUAUCGCAGACCUGUUUCCCAUUGAGAAGCGCGGGCUGGCCACGUCGAUUUGGAGUAUAGGACCGCUAUUGGGACCGGUAGUUGGCCCAAUCGCUGGUGGCUUCAUCGGCCAGUCGCUGGGCUGGCGUUGGGUAUAUUGGAUACUUUUGAUCAUUGGCGGCACCUUUGCUUUUGGAGUCGAGCUUUUCAUCAAAGAGACCUACGCGCCGGUCAUUAUACGCCGAAAGACAGCGAAGCUUGCGAAAGAGUUGGGGCGGAAUGACCUGCGCAGUGCUUAUGACCCUGAAGAAGGCAUCUCCCCAGCGACCAUUCUCAAACAAGGCCUCAAACGACCCAUCCUGCUUUUGUUCAAGUCACCAAUCAUCAGCUUUCUCGCCACCUACAUGUCCAUCUGCUACGGUUUGCUCUACCUCUUCUUCACCACGAUCCCUUCCGUAUUCGAGAACCAGUACGGAUUCUCGCCCGGCAUUACUGGACUUGCUUAUAUCGGGCUCGGGCUCGGUUUUAUCUUUGGUCUAGUUAUUACUGCGACGACCAGCGACAAGAUUCUGAUGAAGCUGGCUGCGCGGAGUGGUGGAAAGCUUGAACCAGAAAUGCGCCUCCCGCUGCUCGUUUUCUGGGCCGCCUUGCUUCCCGUUAGCUUCUUCUGGUAUGGCUGGUCUGCCGAUAAACAGGUACAUUGGAUCGUACCUAUUAUCGGUAUGGCACCGUUUGGCCUCGCCAUGAUGGGUGUCUGGAUGCCCAUUCAGAUCUACACCAUUGACUGCUAUCCUGCCUAUGCGGCCUCGGCCAACGCUGCCCUCACCGCGUCGAGAUCACUGGUCGGCGCUCUGCUUCCCCUAGCUGGCCCUAAGAUGUUUCAGACGCUUGGUCUGGGUUGGGGUAACUCUUUGCUUGGGUUUGUUGCGGUAUCAUUCGUCCCUAUUGGUAUGCUUCUGACCAAGUAUGGGAAGUUGAUCCGAGAGAAGUAUCCUGUGAAGCUGUGA
Aspergillus calidoustus is the source of this 1554-nucleotide messenger RNA. The record is from the annotation of a GenBank genome assembly. Lineage: Eukaryota; Fungi; Ascomycota; Eurotiomycetes; Eurotiales; Aspergillaceae.